Molecule: messenger RNA, 2139 nt
Organism: Nicotiana tabacum (common tobacco)
Lineage: Eukaryota; Viridiplantae; Streptophyta; Magnoliopsida; Solanales; Solanaceae
Source: RefSeq, a predicted model, not a curated record
ACAGUUGGUCAGUUUCGUCUUUCCGAAUUCCAAGUAUCUGCAAUCUCUGCAGAAUUUUAGGCAAGGAUAUGAUGUCUAAAGUUGUACGCUUGUUGUGUGCGAAACGAAGGGUCUCUAGAAUUUGCAAAGAGGAGACGUUAAUGAAGAAAAGGAAAAGAAAGGGCGCAAGACAGAGAAAGGUAAACACUAAAAAGGGAAAGAGAAUGGAGAUCACCAACACAGAUGGAAGAGCAGCUGAUGAUGCGGACAGGAUCUCUGAGUUGCCUGAACACAUUUUACAUCACAUCCUUUGUCUUCUCCGCUGGCCAAAGGAUAUUGUGAGAACUAGCAUCCUGUCCAAGAAGUGGAAAGUCAUUUGGGAAUCUUUGACUUCCGUUGAUUUUGAUCAGAGGCGCUUCCAAAAUCAUAAGGUUGGAGCUUCAAAUGAUCUCCAAUCUCCACCAGUGGAGGAACAGAGCGCAAGUUUCAAGCAGGUGUUUAAGGAAUCCCUGAAAGCUGGAUAUGUAGAUCUGCGAUUAAUGAAGUUCAUUCUGUUUGUUGAGAACACCUUAGCAACCAGAAUUGAACCAUUGCCAAGUAUACAAAAGUUCAGGCUGCAUGUCUCCUCUUUUGUUGCUGAUCUUAUGACUCCCUAUAUGAAUAACUGGAUUAGUGUUGCUACUGACAAGAAUGUUAAAGAGCUUGAUAUCCAUGUGAAGAAGGCUGAUGAUGUGUAUGAGAAUGUGGUUAGCCAAUGUUAUGUACUGCCUCAGGUGGUCUUUGCUUCCAGGACAAUAACUUCAUUGAAACUCCACGGAUGUGGAAUGGAUGUUUCUGCUGUCAUAAAGCUCCAAAACCUGCAGGAGCUAUCCAUGAAAGCUAUGCGUAUCAAUGAGAAUGUAGUCCAUAAGUUUGUCCAAGGCUGCCCUUUGAUCGAAGAUAUGCGACUGAUCAAGUGCCAUCUUUUGAAAUUCUUGCAUGUCUCAACUCUGCCUAAACUAAAAAGGUUGGAAGUACAUGAGGGCUCCAACCUCAGGUCGGUCAAACUAGAGGCACCCAAUCUUGAGACAUUUUGGUUCCACGGAAAGAAAUCUUCAAGGUGCAAAUUAAUCUUAGCAGGGUGCGGAAAUCUUAAGAAUUUGAUGUUGAGGCAUACACACAUGUCGGAUAAGUCAUUUCAGGAACGUAUCGCCGAAUUCCCAUUACUUGAAAACUUGUUCCUGUUAGAGUGCCAUGCAUUGCGGAGGAUGACAAUAUUGAGUGACAAGCUGAAGAAGCUUUCAGUAGUAAGGUGCAGCAAACUAAAGGAAGCCAACAUUGAUGCACCAAAUCUACUUUCAUUUGAAUAUACUGGUAUUGAGCUGCCUUUUUCUUCCAUGAAUGCUUCACAGUUGCAAGAAGUGAAGCUUCACUUGAAAUCCCAAAAACAGAAGUUUCACCCUCUUGAAGUUCAGAAAUUCGUUCAAGGGUUCGAAGCUAAAGGUUUCAAGUUGUUUCUUGCCUCUAAACAGGAUGUGAUUAUCUAUGAGGAAAUGAGAGGAAUCCAUCUUCUUCCCUCUAGAGACUUCAAGAUAGAAUUGACUAAAUCAUCAAGAGUACUGAAAAAUCUUCUCAGCAGUCACUUGCGUCAGUUUCACCCAAAAACUCUUAUUUUAAUGACAUCUCCCAGCAGUGACCUUCUCGCGUUCAAAAAGGAGAUCAUGAUGAACAAAGAGAAGACUCCUAGCUGUUGUAAAUAUUACUCAAAGAAAUGCUGGCGACAUUAUUUAGAAGACAUUAGAAUGUUUGAGUUUUCUCCGUCUAAUAUAAAUCCCAAUACGAGUUUUGAACUAAAGUGGAGAUCGUCACCCUUGCCGCUGCCGGAAGAUACAGACAUAACAGAAAUGGACGAGUCAAUGGUGCAUAGGGAUACAGAGCUAACUGAUGUCGAUGAGUAAUAAAUAGGACCGAGAUGUUAACUCUACUUAUUUAUGGCGCACAGUUAGUUAUAUGACCAUAUUGUCAUCUUAAAUUUUCUUUUUCUUCUUUAGAUAAUUUUACAGUUAGACAAACAUUUGAGUUUUGGUUCAAGAUAUUUAUAUUUUACGGAAGCAAGUUGAAUUUGGUUCCCUCCCCCUGUUCGUCCCAGUUGACUUAAGGACAAAAUUAAGAACGUUCUUU